Molecule: messenger RNA, 1985 nt
Organism: Amoebophrya sp. A120
Lineage: Eukaryota; Dinophyceae; Syndiniales; Amoebophryaceae
Source: the annotation of a GenBank genome assembly
GGCGUCGAUAAGUCUGGUUCUUUGUGAAGCAUAAGGAGUUUCAAUUUGCCUUUGUUUUCCAGAUGCGAGUUAUGAAGUAAGUACUGAUUAGAUAUCGACGAAAUAUAAAAAUGCCUUCUGCAGCACGAAAGCUCCCACCGAAGCCCGAUCCGAACGUUCCGUCGUGGAUAGCGAAGGGACCGCCGGCUUUAGGGUCUUUGAUGGAAAUAGCAGAUGGGCCAGGAUUUGGGAAUUCUCUGCCUUUUUCGACUGCAGCUGGCCGUCAACUUCUGGAAGAAGAGGACUGUGGUUCUAAUGGAUGGCAUCCACACCUCUCGACCUCCACACCGAGAACUUCCCCCUAUGAUUCGCAGCUGACUGGUGCACUAGGAGAAGUUGGAAAAGGUUACAAUGGUCUGAUCGGCAUUUUUUUUGCAGCUACCAACACCAACGCAGUGUUCACAGAGCGACAGCUGAGCACAGUGCUUCUAAUUACUUCUGCGCUUUCCGGAGUUCUGCUGCUGCUGCCUCUUGGGGCGUACUUUUUACUGCUAAGGCGAAGUACCGGAAGGAAGACGCGGUUGGGAGGUACGCGGAGUGCGGAUGGGGUUUUCUCGGAACCUUCCGCGGAGACACCGGCCGAAAAAGAGGAUGUCAGCCGAGCACACGGUGGUUCCGUAACUGCAUCAGCUGGCGGUGUUGAUCAUGCAGAAGGGGAAAGAGCUACAGCGAAUCAGCAACAACUGCGUGCGACCUGGGUUCUUGUCCUCACAAAAAAAGUAUUGGCCACUCUAUCUCGUCUCACCCUCGGUCUGGUUUGCCCCUUCCUGCUGCUGCUGUGCCUCGACCGGUGGAGGGAGCAGCAAUGCCACAAGUACCCUUUUUUGUCUGAGCUCCAGCACGGCGAGGGGAAGGAUAUUGCCCGGCUAAUGUUCAGAUUAGCCGCAAUUUCCUUCGCGGGGGUGCAUGUGUUUUCGUGGGGCGGGGGUGCAGAGCAGGUUGAGGUUGCAAAAGAACGCGAUCGGUGCUGGAAAAACAGAGACGAGCUGAGUUUUUAUUUUAAGAAAAGCCUUGACCUCCCGCGGCGCCUGGUGGCUUGGCUCGAGUUCCUCACCGCUCUGACCGUCGCAACGUGUGCCUUGUUGAUCGGAGAGCACCCAUGGGCGCUGCACCUGGAACUUCAUGUGCAGCUGGUGACGAUCUUUUUUACAGCGGCGGGUCUGCUGGUACUGAUUUUCGUUCUGCGGCGGCUGUGCGGUUUCGUUGAGGGUUUCAUCUUGAUCGACUCCAGGGAAAAAAUAUCAACAUCCCGUUCGUCGUCGACUAGAGAAGCACCAACAGGUAGCGGCUCUGACAGACAACCGCUAUUGCACUUUUCUACGAAGACGGCUAUCCUAAUCAAGCACUGCAUCUACGCUGUGGCUUGCGUCCUUCUCGCAGGCGGGGUUGUCCGCGGUUUUCUCACACUGCGAGAAGGCCUUGACGCCUUAGUGGCAUCGUCUACUUCUUCGGACGUGGAACGAGCAACAGCUUCUCACACAGAAGGCAACGAGGAGAUUACGUCCGUUUGCCAAUCGUACCACGGUGGCGGCAUUUACGUGGCGCAACGGCAGAUUGCAGAGGGGAACUUUCGGAAACAGUGUUUGUUCCCCCUACUGAUCGGGUGUGACGAGGUGCUGGAAAAACUGGCUCUCAGUCAGUACCAGAUCGUGUUUGGGCUGUGGUUUCAAGCAGUGGCGUUGACUUGGUGACUUGAUUACUGUAGAAGCUUUUGCUUAAGAAAAGCUUCCACAAGUCGUAUUCAUGUGGUCGGUGAAAUCUGUGAUUCCAAUUAGUUACCCCGGGUGGAGCCCACGGAGGAGUUUUGGCUGUGUUCGUCUUGUUCGCGCAUUGUUGCUCGGGCUGAACGUGCCGGUGCACCACCUUGUUCGGCGCCCUCUGUCCUCAUCUGGUGGCGUCGCGUUUUCCGUUCUACGACCUGCUAAGCCUUUCACUUACUUUGAGGG